Messenger RNA from Cordyceps fumosorosea ARSEF 2679, 1356 nucleotides. Its product is annotated as Rossmann-like alpha/beta/alpha sandwich fold domain containing protein. Gene Ontology annotation, molecular function: ethanolamine-phosphate cytidylyltransferase activity. Lineage: Eukaryota; Fungi; Ascomycota; Sordariomycetes; Hypocreales; Cordycipitaceae. The transcript has 3 exons. Bases 1 to 1356 code for a protein of 451 amino acids. Gene Ontology annotation, cellular component: cytoplasm. The record is from RefSeq and is a predicted model, not a curated record. Gene Ontology annotation, biological process: phosphatidylethanolamine biosynthetic process.
AUGAGUGCGCCAAAUACCAUCCCGCCCCCUGGCGAGCCUGCGCCAGAGCUCCUUGAUGGCCGCAUCUGGGUCGACGGCUGCUUUGACUUUUUCCAUCACGGCCACGCAGGCGCCAUGGUUCAGGCCCGUCAGCUCGGCAACGAGCUCUACUGCGGCGUCCACUCCGACGAGGACAUCAUGGCCAACAAGGGCCCGACCGUCAUGAACCUCAAGGAGCGCCUCGCCGCCACCGACGCCUGCCGCUGGGUCACCCGCUCCGUCGGCCACGCCCCCUACGUCACCGAGCUGCCCUACAUCUCCCACUUUGGCUGCAAGUACGUCGUCCACGGCGACGACAUCACCUCGGACAGCGACGGUAACGACUGCUACCGCUUCGUUAAGGAGGCCGGCCGGUUCAAGGUCGUCAAGCGCUCCCCGGGCAUCUCCACCACCGACCUGGUCGGCCGCAUGCUGCUCUGCACCCGCACCCACUUCAUCAAGUCCCUCGAGGACGUCCUCGCGGGCGUCGAGGGCGGCGGCACCGACGAGGAGCGCAAGGCGACGGCCAAGGCCAUGAAUGAGAGGCUGGCGCUGUAUGCGACUGAUGAGACCGCCAAGGCGCCCGGUGCCGAGAUUUGGUUCUGGCGCGCCUCGCUCGAGGCCAAGUCUGAGGCGACCGCGCUUGAAAAGGGCGAGUUUAGCCGGUUCCUGCAGGGACCUGGGCCUCAGCCUGGCCAGCGCAUAGUGUAUGUAGACGGUGGCUAUGAUUUGUUCUCUAGCGGCCAUAUCGAAUUCCUGCGCAACGUUCUCCUGGAUGAAGAUAAGCUCGCCAAAGAUACGGACUGGUUCAGCCAAGACGCAGCCGCCAAGCGCAAAGAGGCUACCGGCAAGGACUAUGGACCUGCAUAUGUUGUUGUCGGUGUGCAUGACGACGAUGUCAUCAACUCAUGGAAGGGCGUCAACUAUCCAAUCAUGAACAUUUACGAGCGCGGCCUCUGCGUGCUGCAAUGCAAGUACAUCAAUGCCGUCGUUUUCGGCGCCCCCUUCACUCCCACCGAGCCCUACCUCACCAACCUGCCAUGGGGCACGCCCAGCGCCGUCUACCACGGCCCUACCAAGUUCAUGCCGCUCACGUACGACCCCUACACGGCGCCCAAGGCGCUCGGCGUCUACCGCCAGGUCGGCGCGCACGACUUCGCCCACGUCAACGCCGGCCAGAUCGUCGACCGCAUCAUGAAGAGCCGCGAGAUGUACGAGGCACGUCAGCGGGCCAAGGGCGUCAAGGCGGUCGGCGAGGCGGCGGCGAGAGAGCGCGAGAUUCUCGAGGAGGAGCAGAGCAAGAAGCAAGCAGAGAGGGAAGCUGCGGCGAAGCAAUAG